UCGUGGCAAGGAAAUUUUCACAGAGGAAAAAUUUCCACAGAGGAAAAAAUUCCACAGAGGAAAAAUUUCCACAGAGGAAAAAAUUCCACAGAGGAAAAAUUUCCACAGAGGAAAAAUUUCCAUAGAGGAAAAUUCUCAAACACGAAAAUUCUCAAACGAAAAUUCUCAAACACGAAAUUCUCAAACACAAAAAUUCUCAAAUACAAAAAAUUAUGUCUUCUUCUAA
Molecule: messenger RNA, 226 nt
Organism: Dentiscutata erythropus
Lineage: Eukaryota; Fungi; Glomeromycota; Glomeromycetes; Diversisporales; Gigasporaceae
Source: the annotation of a GenBank genome assembly